AUGCAGUCAAUUUUCUUGCUGCUGGGCCUCUUUGCCGACGCCAUCUCCGCCAGCCCCUUGGAGCAACAAUCGUUGGGCCGUAUCAGUCCAACGGAGCUGCCUACGGGCCUGGCGGAGGAUUUGCGCAAACCUGUACGCGGACGAUUCUUGCAUAUAACUGAUUUCCAUCCCGACCGUCUCUACAAGCCCGGAACCUCGAUCGAUCGCUCGUGCCACCGUGGUAACGGCCCCGCGGGGUAUUUUGGAGGGGAGGGCACAGAAUGCGAUUCACCUCUUUCACUUGUUAAUGAAACAUUUCGCUGGAUUGAAGAAAACCUGAAGGAUGAGAUUGAUUUUGUGAUUUGGACCGGCGAUUCUGUCAGACACGACAAUGACGAAAAGCUCCCUCGCACGGCAGAUGAGAUAAUGGAACUGAAUGAAUUCCUGUCACAAAAAUGGGUCAGCAUUUUCGGUGCGGAGGAGGCUCGUGAGACCACAAAUGCCAUGCCCAAAAUGUCGAUCCCUGUGAUCCCGACAUUCGGUAAUAACGAUAUUAUGCCCCACAACAUCUUCAACGAGGGCCCGAAUAAAUGGACAAAGCGCUUUGCGGAGAUAUGGAACCAAUUUAUCCCAGAAGAUCAGCGUCACACCUUCGUUGAGGGUGGUUGGUUCACUGCGGAGGUGGUCCCCGGUCGGCUAGCAGUCAUCAGCCUAAACACCAUGUACUUCUUCGAUUCCAACAGCGCGGUAGAUGGAUGCAACGCCAAGUCGGAACCUGGAUACGAGCACAUGGAGUGGCUGCGGGUGCAGUUGAAAAUUCUACGCAGUCGAAACAUGAAAGCCAUCCUCAUGGGUCAUGUCCCCCCAGCCCGGUCGAGCGAGAAAAGGAAUUGGGAUGAGACAUGCUGGCAAAAAUAUACUCUCUGGAUGCACCAGUACCGUGACGUUGUUGUUGGUAGCUUUUAUGGCCAUAUGAAUAUCGACCACUUCAUGCUCCAGGAUAGCAACAAGGUCAACAUUGAUUCACAGGUCGAUGAGACUGUGUCAAUCAACUCAAAAACCGACUACCUUGAGUCACUCCGAAACCAGUGGUCCUCAUUGCCAUCCCCUCCGUCCGGAAUUUUCGAAGAGCUUGACUCUAUGUCAGAUUUAGGAUAUCUCUCCUCGGAAGUUGAAUCGGCGAAGAAGGAGAAGAGGGGUAAAAAGAAGGAAAAGAAGAAGCAAAAGUUCCUGGAUAAGAUUGGAGGCCCGUGGGCAGAAAGAUACAGCGUAUCGCUAGUAUCUCCCAGUUUGGUCCCGAACUUCUUCCCCAGCUUGCGCGUGAUCGAUUACAACAUCACGGGACUGGACGAUGUCGCACCUGGGAUGAACUUGUUCACACGUGAGGUUGACGAUUCGACCUCUGCGAUUGAUACGGAAGAAUACAGCGAUGAUUCCUCAAGCACCCCCGAAAUUCAAAAAAAGAAAAAGAAGGACAAGGACAAGAAAAAGAAACCCAAGUUCAAAGUCCCGGAGCCCCCAUCCUCAACCGCUCCUCCCGGCCCUGCAUACUCGAACCAGGCGUUCACGUUGCUUGGCUACACUCAAUAUUACUCAAACCUAACAAAACUCCACGAAGAGAUCGCGGCAGGCGAACUAGGCGAGGAUCCUCGUAUCGACUACGAGAUCGAGUACACCACAAAUGAUGAUGUUUAUCAAAUGAAAGACCUGACAGUACGCAGUUUCUUCCAACUCGCAGCUAGAAUUGCCGAGGAAGGAGCUGAAGAAAAACAAACGGGCGACAUCAAUAGCCCAGGUGCUGAUUGGUCUGUUGCCAAGAAAAAGAGAAAGAAGUCAACGAAUCAUGUCUGGCGGGCUUUCUUGAGGCGCGCAUUUGUUGGAUUUGAAGAUCAUGACCUGGAUGAAUAA
Molecule: messenger RNA, 1887 nt
Organism: Penicillium vulpinum
Lineage: Eukaryota; Fungi; Ascomycota; Eurotiomycetes; Eurotiales; Aspergillaceae
Product: endopolyphosphatase
Exons: 2
Coding region: 1-1887 (628 amino acids)
Biological process (GO): polyphosphate catabolic process
Cellular component (GO): membrane; fungal-type vacuole
Molecular function (GO): endopolyphosphatase activity; exopolyphosphatase activity
Source: RefSeq, a predicted model, not a curated record